Messenger RNA from Camellia sinensis, 729 nucleotides. The record is from RefSeq and is a predicted model, not a curated record. NCBI's taxonomy places the organism in Eukaryota, Viridiplantae, Streptophyta, Magnoliopsida, Ericales, Theaceae.
AUGGAUAAGUGUCUUACUUUAGAACUAGUACAUCAAGCUAAUGAAGGAUACAAAGUGGAUAAGGGCUUUAAAGAUCAAGCUUAUAUUGCAGCUUGUUCAUCUUUAAAUUCAAGCUUUAACCUUUCUCUCAGUCGCGAGCAUUGUGUUAAUCGCUUAAAAACUAUCAAGAAAAAAUAUAGAUUGGUACAUGAAAUGUUGAGUAAAAGUGGAUUCUCUUGGAAUCCAAUGACAAAAAUAGUUGAAUGCAGUGAUCAAGUAUGGACUACAUAUGUUGCUGCAAAUCCAGAUGCAAAAGGAUUACGAGUGAGGAUGAGUAUUCACAUCUCUUCGAUCCCAUUGACAACAAUGUGGCAAACGACGUGGGGUGACAUAGAAGGAAAUGAAUUUGGAACUCAACAAGGCAGUACUAGUAGCCAAAAACCUACACUUGGCAAGCGCAACCACAGAUCUACAAAGCUAGUGACAGAGCAGUCAAAGAAGCCAACAGGUGCGGAGCUUGUUACUGAAACAAUGGUUGCCAUUGUAACUAACAUGGUGAGAUUGGUUGAUGCAUAUGAGAAGAGUAAGCCUUGCAUAGAUUAUUUGGAACUUUACAAGGCCGCAAUGGAUGUUGAAGAUCUUGAUAUCAAUAGUCGAAUGACUGCUUUUGAAUACUCGAACGGAGAUCCUAUAAAAACCAGAGCAUUUCUGAUAUAUCCUCAAGAUAUGAGCUACUUGUUUUUAAUUUGA